AUGUCACUGGUGGGUAAACCGUUGACGUAUAAAAAUUACAGCACAGAUAAGAAAUUUCGACGUGUUCAAAGUAAAGUUCAUAAUUUUUUAGAACGACCGCGAGGUUGGAAAGCAGCUGCUUAUCAUUUUGCUGUGUAA
Messenger RNA from Thelazia callipaeda (thelaziosis nematode), 138 nucleotides. The record is from the annotation of a GenBank genome assembly. NCBI's taxonomy places the organism in Eukaryota, Metazoa, Nematoda, Chromadorea, Rhabditida, Thelaziidae.